AUGCUGGCGGAACCAGCCAGGGACACGUGCACUGUCACACUUGCGAGCCGCCACCGGACGCAAGUAGCAUUAAUCGGGGAAAACACGAGCACGGCGUGGCUGGCGGUGAGGCGGUGGGGACGUGUACGCCGCGGCCGCGAUCGCCCCCGCCCCUUCCACCCGCCGGUGACGUCUGCUGUGAGCCGCUGCUGCCAGUCGCGGGGGACAUGCGGACGCGUGCGCCACGCCAGACCUGUGCCCGCAACGCGCCCACCACAGCAGACCGGCGAGCCGCGGCAGUGGACGCGACACCUCGCUGCACACUCUCCGCCAGACACUCCUGCGUCGUCCUCGAGCGCCGUGCAAAAAGCGACAGUUACAUCAUCGGCAGCUUCGAUGUAUAUAUUCGCGCUCCUGUUGGUCUUCUGCCACGGACUGGAACACGGGGCGGCGUUUACUCAUGAGCCGGCCGGCCGCCCCCGCGGCGCGGGCGUCAUCGUGGCGCCGCCCGCCGGCUGCUGGUGCGUGCAGAGCAGCGCCUGCGCCGCCGCGGCGCGCGCCCCUGCCGCGCUGCUGAGGGCCGCCGCCUGCGCCCCCGGCGACGCCGGGCCCUACGUCUGCUGCGACGAGCUGGCGCGCCGCCUGCCCUUCACGCAGAGGCCGCCCACCGUCGAAGACAACGACAUCUCGCACGACAGCCACGCGCUCGACCUGCCGGACCUCUGGCACGCGACUGCGCCCGGUGGCCACGAAGUUUCUUUACAGGUCCCCUUCCGACAACGCGGCACCGCUUACCGUGUGCCUGCACCUGCGUCUGGAGGCAGAAGCGACGCCACAUCACAGCCGUGCGACAGACGAGUGUACCGACCGACGACUUCUUCCUACAGUUCGCCGCGCUACGACGGUCAUCACAGCUUCGAUUACGAUAGGAACCCUGGCUAUUUUCGUGGACCGGACGAUGGUUUCAUCAGAAUCUCGCCCACAGCGACGCCGACGUCACCAGUGAGAACUAUUAGUGACCCGUAUUUCUCUGGAGCGACGAAUCCUCCCUUAUCUUCCUGGAAUCUCAGUCCUACAAAACCGCAGACUCAGUAUACUAACAACCGCGGGACCACGAAAAGCCGCAAGAAUACGGCUCAGCGCGAAAGCAGCACACGAACACCCCAUUUCAAGCCUGCUCUGAAAGAAGAAUCCACGUCUUUCAGCUCUUCACAAGAAGAUGACUCCCCAUAUCGCGGUAUCGUCGAAUCUGAAAGACGCCACGACACCGGCAGUGUACCUCAGGACAAGCCAGACAAUCGUGACGAAACUCCAUCGCACGCACAAACUCCCGAUUUCAAGGAAGAACCCAGGCCUCUGAGCUCUCCAUACGAAGGUAACCCUCCACAUCGCGGUAUCGUCGAAUCUGAACGACGCCACGAUACCAGCGCAGUGCCACAGGAGAAGCCAGCCCAUCGAGACGAAACUCCACCGCACACACAAACUCCCCAUUUCAAGCCCCCUGUGAAGGAAGAACCCAGACAUUUCAGCUCUCCACAUGAAGAUAACUCGCCACAUCGCAGCGUCUUCGAAUCCGACCGACGCCACGAUAUCGUCAGAGCACCACAGGAAAAUCCAGCACACCGCGAAGUAAACGAACCUGAACGAGUACACGACACAGCAGCAGUGCCGCCGGAGAAGCCACCAAAUCGUGGUCCCGACGAGUCAGACAGGUGGCGCAACACUGGCAGAGUACCGCAGGGGAGCUCACCGCAUCACGGUCUCACCGAACCUGAACCACCCCAGAAUACAGACAGAGUAGCGCAGAGGAAGCCACCACAUCGUGAUGCUACUGACCGUGAGCGACAGCACGGCAGAGGCAGAAUACCACACGAGAAUCCACCGCCUCGUGGUCUUCCCGAAUCUGAACGACGACACGACACACGUCGAGUAUCGCAGAAUUCACACCCAAACCCAGUACCCGACUGGCCGCACCAGAUACACGGCCCAGAGCAUCCGUUCCCUUCCAAUCCUCACCACCUCCACCAUCAACACUCUGACGGUUAUCAUCCCCAUUCAUUUCCAGACGUCGAACAUUCCCAGACUCUGCCAGAGCACGAGAGACGACCAAACCCUAUACCACUUUUGCCUCCUGAGUUUCUAGAAAACGAAACAGAGUCGACACCCUCAGAACACAGCAACGACGCAACGGCGACGAAAACGACGACAACAACAACAACGACGAUGAAGACGACGACGACCACAUCAACCAAGAGGCCGAUGAAGGCGAUUACCACCACGACGACCACGAGCCGGGCGCCAUCUGCCUACAAUGACGACGCUAUCGUGUUCCCCGAUUCCGCAGAGACUGUCAACCACGGCGGAAAGCGCUGGACGGAGGAACGCGCCGUGGAUAAACACCACCAGGCGAACAAUGGUGACGCCAAGCAUCGCGGGGACCCGGAGAAACACCCCAACAGGUCGUUGCUGCCCAGCGAGUGCGCCACGCUGCUCGAAGACCGCAUCGUCGGCGGUAACAAAGCAGAACUCGGCUCCUUCCCCUGGAUCGCCAGGCUCGGCUACUCCGUGAAGGGGCGCAGCCGGACGCUGUACCGGUGCGGCGGCGCGCUCAUCAGCAGUCGCUACGUCAUCACGGCGGCCCACUGCGUCACCACGCUGCCGUCGGACUUUCAGCUGAAGGCGGUGCGGCUGGGCGAGGUGGACGCGCGCGGCGACCCGGACUGCGACGAGGUGCAGUGCGCCGAGCCGGUGCAGGACUUCGCCGUGGCCGCCGCCGCCGUGCACCCGCAGUACAACUCGCCCAAGUUCCGCCACGACGUGGCGCUCGUCCGGCUCGACCGCGAGGCGCGCUUCUCAGCGUACGUGAUCCCGAUUUGUCUGCCGUUCGGCGACCUUGCCACCCAGAACUACACCGGGCUGAAGGUGACCGUGGCUGGGUGGGGAGCCACCGAGAAUGGUACGGGCAGCGACGAGCUGCGCUACACGCGCCUGACGGUGGCGGCCACGGACGAGUGCGCCGACGCCUACCGUCGCACGCACAUCGCGCUCAGCGGCGAGACGCAGGUGUGCGCCGGCGGCGCGCCGGGCGUCGACUCGUGCGACGGCGACAGCGGCGGCCCGCUGACGCUGGCCCACCAGCCGGGCGCCGGCGACCCGCGCCACGUGCUGCUCGGCGUCGUCUCCUUCGGCGCGCGCCGCUGCGGCUCCGACGGCUUCCCCGGCGUCUACACGCGCGUCGGCGCCUACCUCGGCUGGUUGCUCGACAACCUCCAGCCCUGAUCUUCUCCUGCUGCGGCCUGUGCUCGUCUAGCUACGUGCUGUCCCUGUGGUUCAUCCAUGUUGCCGAUGGGACUCGGUGGGGAUAUCGAGGCCCAUCCCUAUCAUUUCUGACUGACGCUCUACCAGUCAGAAGAGAAACCACAUUCUAAUACAUCUUUCACCAAUUCAUUUUCGGAACAAUAUUCAUUUAUUUGUUUGCCACGUCGUAUUUAUUGUCUUCUCCAGCAGAUCAAAUUCAUUAUUACGUUCUGCCCAACACAUACCACAUUUCGAGCUCCCAUCCAGACAUUUUUUAUGCUGUAGUUAAUGCAGCCCCUGUUACGGGCAAGUUUUGUUCUUCCCCAAGGAUAUCAUUUGGAAAGGCAUCGCGGAUGAAGUAUUUCUUAACAUGUUCCGCUACGAAGAGUGUACAGGAUUUGCUAAGGAAUGAAGUUGAUAAACGUUCAUUAAUACAAAGUAAGCAGCGUUAAGUCAGCUGCAGUUCUAACCUUCCAAAGCUCUACACCAAAAUCGUGUCUUUCAAGUGUAAUUGAAGUUACUCUUGUAUUACAAUGUUACCUGCGAGUACAAUAUGUGUAUUCAUUACGUUGUAAUGUUAUCACAGCGAAGCAUAACGUGAGCAUAAGAGUGUCCAUUUUCUGGUAGAGAUAUUUUUUUUUAAAUUUUAUGUUAGUCUGCAGCUAAUAGUAUUUCUAGAUACAACUGUACGACAUCUACACUUUAUUGUUUAUUUAUUUCAUUGUUGUUAUUUUCGAAGCUGAAGCCCCAUUACCAUGCACUCCUUUAUCAAAGAUAGAUAAAUCGUGAAUUCCAGUUGUCAUAAAAGUCGUCUGUCAUUAGGUCAUGAAAAAAUCCAUAUAUGGUUAGCAUAAACAGAAUCAAGACGUAUAUCCUGUUGUUGUUGUGGUCUUCAGUCCUGAGACUGGUUUGAUGCAGUUCUCCAUGCUACCCUAUCCUGUGCAAGCUUCUUCAUCUCCCAGUACUUAACUGCAACCUACAUCCUACGUAUAUCCUAUUAUGAGAAAAAUCGGGGCACAAUGAGAUUUCACUCUGCAGCGGAAUCAUCUUCGCUGAUUUGAAUAUUCCUGACAGAUUAUAACUGUAUGUCCCAUCAGGACUGUAACAGGGGACUUCCGCCUUUCGCAGCAACGGAUCUACCGUUUGAGCUAUUUUAUUAAACUAAACUCUUUUAUUGUCCUGAAAUACAAGGUAUUACAACUUUUUUUUACAAAUGUGUGUACUGACAAUACAUCCUUCAAUUUAUUUUCGUUAAACACGGAAUUAAUAAUAAUAAUAACAACAAUAAUAUAAGACAGCUAUUGAAGCACGACUCACAAUCCGCCUUUCGUAGCUCCACUUCUGCCUGCACCUCUUCUCUUAUCUUUACGUAAGCCCAGAAGUCUGGAAGGUAGGAGAGUAAGUAUUGGGGAAACUGAAGCUGUGAGGGCGGAUCGCGAGGUUUGCUCGUAUAACUCAGACGAUAGAGUACAUGCCGGCUAAAGUCACAGGUGCCAAAUUCGAGUCUUGGUACAGCAAACGGUUUUAAUCAGCCACAAAAUUUGAAAACUGCUGCUUAAAUUUAAUCAUUAUUUGUCAAAAUAAUAAAUGUCAAGAAAUGUACCGUAAAAUGGACAACUACGUACAGAACGUUGGGCUGAAGGUGAGUCAAGACAAAAUAGAAUUCAUGCGAUUAGGAAGAAGACAAAAGCAGCCAUAAUUUCUUGAGAUAAAUGACACGAGGUUCAAGAAAGUUCAUCAGCUGAAAUAGUGGAAACUUGGUUUACCAGUGACAAGCACAGGAAUGGAUAUCAAGCAAAGAACAGCAGUGGGGAUGAAAUGCAUGUGUUUCCUUAGUGAGACACGUAGCUCAAAAUCAAUACGUGCGAAUACUAAAAUGAGAAUAUAUAACACUGUGAUACUCCCAGGAGUCAUGUACAGCUCAGAAACAUAGAGCGUAAGUAAAUGACAAAAGCAAAAACUAAUAAUCUUUGAAAGAAGAGUAAUGGGAAAGACUUGAGGACCCAUCUUAGAAAAAGAGGAAUGGAGGCCGAGGAAGAAUGAACAAAUCUACUUCUUGAUGCUACAACCAACAGUCCUACAGAAGCUGAAGAGCAAAAGAACCCAGCGAACGGGCCAUGUAGUUCAUAAGCUAGAAGAAAGACAGGUGAAGAAAGCAACCCCACACGUCCCAUAGGACGACCAAGGCAGCGCUGCUUGAUGGACGACCUGACGAAGAUUUGGCAGUCCUGGGAAUUGAAGACAUCUGGAGGAGCCAUGCACGAAGCAGAAAGGAAUGGAGACAGUUUGUGGGAGCGUGGACGCAGUGUGCGAUCUGCAGAGCCUGAGAUCGCUGGGUAUUUAUGUUUGUAUUUUUCAAAACUUUGUUUUUAUAUACCAGCUGAGACUCACCCUUCAUGAACCUUUUGUACAGGAGCACCUGAUAAUGGGCCUUCGGUCUUGGAACUAUUUGUGACUUAAUAUAUAAAGUGAAGCUGUUGAACAUUUGUUUCUGGAAAUAACGCUAGCUUUUCAAAAAGUAAAGGCAAUUCACCGCUUGGUUACUUGACAAAUAACAUGCAUUAUUUUUUUAUAACUUACAUUGUUAGUCAAGAAUGAACUCUUCAUUCCGCAGUGCAGUGUGCGUGCUCUCCACCACACAGUGAAGAUUCACUCUGAAAACAGCUCCUGGGCUGCAGCCAAGCUAUUUUUCCUCCGUGUACUUCCUUCCAUGAGUGUUAGUCCAGCGAAGUUUGCAGAAGAACAAUUUUGAUGUUCAGAAAGUAGGAGAGCAGUACUGGGAGGGUGUAGCGAAAGGCAUGGUUUCUGGGUCGUGUCCGGUUUUGCUACAGAGUUUUAAUCUGCCAUGUAGUUUUAAUACAAGGUCCGGCAGAAAAACCUCCCCUUUAA
Molecule: messenger RNA, 6165 nt
Organism: Schistocerca cancellata (South American locust)
Lineage: Eukaryota; Metazoa; Arthropoda; Insecta; Orthoptera; Acrididae
Product: serine proteinase stubble-like
Exons: 8
Coding region: 1-3258 (1085 amino acids)
Biological process (GO): proteolysis
Molecular function (GO): serine-type endopeptidase activity
Source: RefSeq, a predicted model, not a curated record